AUGACUAUCUUCGUUGGAAAGCCCCUGGCGUGGGCUAUUACUACCACUGCAGGAAGUGGGUUUCUGCUGUUUGGUUAUGACCAGGGUGUCAUGUCCGGUCUGUUGACCGGCACGGUCUUUACUCGAACAUUUCCGGAGAUUGACACUACCUCGACCGGUCAUGGCAGUUCAUCGUUUACUGCCAUCUAUGAGAUCGGUUGCUUUGUCGGGGCUAUCAUUGCGCUGUUGGUUGGUGAACGGAUCGGUCGUCGAAUGUGCAUUAUAGCUGGCUGUAUUGUUCUUGCCAUUGGGGCUGCGUUGCAGUGCAGUGCGUACACCAUUCCGCAUUUGAUCGUGGGUCGAAUUGUGGCGGGUAUUGGGAAUGGACUCAACACGAGUACUAUCCCUGUCUGGCAUUCGGAACUGAGCAAGGCAGCUAGUCGUGGAAAAGGACUUGCCAUCGAGCUAUGUAUCAAUAUUUUCGGUGUGAUGCUUGCAUACUGGGUUGAUUACGGCAUGAGCUAUGUGACGAACGAUGCGCAGUUUCGCUUCCCCAUUGCUCUGCAGAUCCUCUUUGCCAUCAUCACUCUGAUAGGAAUUCUUGUGCUUCCUGAGUCUCAUCGCUGGCUCAUUGCGCAUGGCCGACACGACGAAGCCCGUCACGUCAUCUGGGCUGUCCAGCCCAACGCUCGAAUGAUCUCGGAGGACGAUGCCACAGUGGACGCUGAUGUGAUGGAAAUUACUCGUGCUAUCGCCGAGGAGCAGCAAGCAACGCAGGAAGGGUUGUUCCGACUGGUGUUUACGAACGGAAACCAGAAGUUUUUCUACCGGACACUGUUGGGAAUGGGCGGACAGAUGAUGCAGCAACUGUCAGGUGUCAACCUCAUCACAUACUACAACACGGUUAUUUUCGAGAGUUCGGUUGGCAUGAGCCACAACUUGGCGUUGUUGAUGGCCGGUUUCAACGGGGUGGCGUAUUUUGUGUCGACGUUCAUUCCUAUUUGGGCUAUUGAUCGAUUGGGUCGCCGGAAGUUGAUGCUGUUCGCGGCAGCCGGACAAUGCGUCUGCAUGGCAGUGUUGGCUGGCACGGUCUAUGAUGGCGGUCAUGCGGCUGGUAUAGUUGCAACUAUCAUGUUGUUUCUGUUCAACUUCUUCUUUGCCGUGGGACUGCUGGCCAUUCCGUGGUUGCUGCCCGCCGAAUAUGCUCCGCUGUCUAUCCGAACUCAGGCUGCGGCGCUUGCCACUGCUACCAACUGGAUUUUUACCUUCCUGGUGGUGGAAAUCACCCCGGUCAGCAUCAGCAACAUCGGCUAUCGCACAUAUAUCUAUUUCGCCGGCGACGAGGUCAAGCCCACUUGCACGGGCUGCAAACGGCGCGGGGAUAAGUGCCAGUGGCGCAUGGUUGGCUCGUUCCGUGAGGCCAACAUCACGGUUCUGGAACCGGGCCAUCCCUCGAUGAACCAGACGGAUGUUCGGACGCGGAAACGAAGUAAAUUUAAGGUUAUUUUGAAUGUUGUUCCUUCUCAGUCGUCGAGGAGGGUACGGAGAGAGGCUGAGCUGGUAGAUGAAGGAGCACCGCUGUCUUCCAGACAUGAGCAGGAAGUUCAGGUACCGUCGAAUACAGAGAAUGUAUCGGAGACAACUCCCCAGGCAGCGUUCAGUCCUUGUGCUAAUGGUCUCUCGCCUCUUUCCCCCGAGGGCUUCCAUCCUGCGGGAGUCGACCUUCAGCAGUCUCAUACUGACAAUGCACAUAUUUUUGAUGACGCCCCACAGCCUUACAUUCACUCCAGUCCAGAGUUUAUUGGCGAUGAGCUCACAGCUCUGCGCAACCUCGCCGGAAACCCGGUGCACUUUUCCGGACCCGAGGCUUACCAGUCUGUGACCUCGCCGCUGUUCGACCAUAGCGUCUUCUCGGAUCCGGCGGAUCUAACCAAUGAUGUGUUUGUACCUGGCUCGGCCUACGAAGCUCUUCAUACUGCUCUGCGUAACCGACAGCUGUGGACUGCCCGUACGGAGAUUCCUAGCCGGGGGAGCACCCCAGCAUCAGUCGGAUGCGAUGGCAUAGUGCCGGAGGACUCGCACGUUCCGCUAGACAGACGAGUCCAGUCAAGAACAAGAGAGUUUGAACUGUCACCGGAGCGCGAAAAUAUACUGUGGCAGAACUAUCUCAAUGAAAUCUGCUCAUGGCUCGACAUGUUCGACAACCACCGACACUUCGCUUCCACCUUCCCUCAGAUGGCCAAGUCGGCCCCUCACCUGCGCUACUCGAUUCUGGCCCUGUCGGCGCGGCAGAUGGAACGGCAGCAAAACGCCAAGUCGCAGUCGGAGAGUCUCUCGUUGUACCAGGAGGCCAUCCAUCUGCUGCUGCCCGAGCUGGAGAGCAAGACCACGCCGGUUAUCGCGUCAUGCGUGAUUUUAUGUGUCCUUGAAAUGCUCAGCUGCAACCCCAAAGAAUGGCGCCGUCACCUCGAUGGCUGCGCCUAUCUAAUCCAGGCAGCGGAAAUCAACGGCUUCUCCGGAAAGGAAGAGCAAGCACUGUUUUGGUGCUUUGCACGAAUGGAUGUCUGCGGUGGCCUCAUCUCCGAAGAGGAGACCAUUAUUCCGAUCCACCACUGGAUCCCCCGCGACAUGAGCCCCACCGAAGCGUCGCAGUUGUUCCUGGCCUCGAAUGUGUACACCUUCGAUACGUAUGCCAACUACACGGUGUUUCUCUGUGCCCAGACACUAGGGGUGCUCUUCGGGAGCCAGAUCCCUGCAUCCUGCGUGUCAUGCCAUUACCUGUCUAGCCCAGGGGAUGGGAACUCGACCAUCCAGCGGUGGCAGCGGCUGUUCGACAAUUGUGUCGGCGACGGGGGGCGGCAGCGAGCGGCCGUUCCCGACGGUUCUGUAUGGGAAUGGAGCAGCUAUUUCAGGCAAUCAGCUGUAUCAUGCGUGCGCGCUGCUUCUGCUGCAACGGAAGCCGAAGACGGUUUCGUUGCAGCGCCGGCCGAAAUCGGUCUUAUGGCAUGCAAGGCAGAUAUGCGCUAUUUCCGCGUCCAACACACACCACCGUUAUGGCUGGCUGGGAAGGUGAUGUCUCAUCAUUCAGAACAUGCCGCCAUUAUUGAGACGCUGAAUCGGAUUGAGCGUGAGACAGGAUGGGCGACGGCGUGGCGGGUGGGGGAUCUGAAGGAGUUCUGGGGGGACGAGGACGAAGCGGACGAGAUGGAAGAGAACAUGCGGGUGGACAUGGAGGCGGACAUGAAUCUACAGACCCCUCGGAGCAUCCGGGGGAGCAUCCAUUCGAACUCGUGA
Aspergillus sclerotioniger CBS 115572 is the source of this 3273-nucleotide messenger RNA. Its product is annotated as MFS transporter/fungal specific transcription factor domain-containing protein. NCBI's taxonomy places the organism in Eukaryota, Fungi, Ascomycota, Eurotiomycetes, Eurotiales, Aspergillaceae. Gene Ontology annotation, cellular component: membrane. The record is from RefSeq and is a predicted model, not a curated record. The transcript has 20 exons. Gene Ontology annotation, molecular function: carbohydrate:proton symporter activity. Gene Ontology annotation, biological process: carbohydrate transport; transmembrane transport. Bases 1 to 3273 code for a protein of 1090 amino acids.